This is a messenger RNA of Sphaeroforma arctica JP610, 2450 nucleotides long. RefSeq lists its product as hypothetical. Bases 87 to 1358 code for a protein of 423 amino acids. Gene Ontology annotation, cellular component: nucleus. The record is from RefSeq and is a predicted model, not a curated record. Lineage: Eukaryota; Ichthyosporea; Ichthyophonida. Gene Ontology annotation, molecular function: mRNA binding. The transcript has 4 exons. Gene Ontology annotation, biological process: RNA processing.
GAAUCCCAUUUUAUAUAUAGUAUCUAUCGCUGUUCAAACAUCCACAUAUACACCGUUCCUAUCCUACGAAACAACACAUAUCCAACAUGACUUUGUCAGAAAAAUCAACGAAAGCAAUCUGCAAGCAGGUCGAGUACUACUUUUCGGACUCGAACAUCUCCAAGGACAAGUUUCUUUUGGCCAAGGUGAAAGAGAAUGCCGAGGGAUGGGUCGAUCUGUCUGUACUGGCUACGUUCAAUCGACUUAUGAAGUUUGCCAAGAAUGUGGAAGAAAUCGCUGAAGCUUUGAAGUCAGCUAACAAGGACCUUAUUGUUCUAAACGAAGAGGGAACCAAAGUUAAACGCGUGCAGCCCGUCCCAACCUCGUACGAUCCCCGAUCUCGCACUAUGUACGCCAAGGGUUUCCCCACCGACUUCUCCAUCGACCAGUAUUUGGCGUAUUGGGGCCCCAAAGGUGAUAUGCAGAAAGUCACGACCAGAAGAGACUAUGAAACCAACAAACAGAAAGAUAGCUGUACCGUCGAGUGGGCUUCAGAGAAGGAGCUGGAACGUGUUGUAGCUGAGAAGCACACGAUCGAGAUCGAUGGAGAAGAGAAGGAGAUUGAGGUCAAAACCUGGAAGGAUUACUCUACAGUUAAAACAGCCGAAUUCGCUGAAAAGAAGAGACUGGCACUCGAGGCAGGACUUCCUGAUCCCACGGAGAAGAAGCACAACAAAAGAGACGGCGCACAAUCCAGCGAAAAGAAAGAGCCUGAGCUUCAGUGGUCUGUGGAGGUUCCAGGAUCUCUGGUUGAGGUUAAGGGUCUACCAUCAGAUUUCAGCUUUCUUAAGAUCAAGGCUGCCAUCAACGCCACGGAGACUUUCAGAUGUGCACACGUGUCUCGAGAGGCAGAGGCGGACGAAGCGGUCAUCCGUUUCGACAAGGGUCAGGCCGAAGAGUUUGUCAAAGCUCUCGCAGACAAGUCGUUUCAAUUCACCGAGAAUGAUAGUGAACAUACAAUCACUGCGCGGGCCCUAGAGGGUGCCGAAGAGGCUGCACGAUGGAAGCACAGAGCGGAGAUGGCGCAGAACAGACAACAAAACGGCAACAGAGGCGGCAACAGAGGCGGCAAGCGAGGCGGUCGAGGGGGACGAGGUGGCCGCAAUGACAGGCGCAACAACGACCGUAACAACGAGAGAGACAACGACGACUCAAAGCGCGCCCGUGAGGAGACCCAGGAGGAAAGUGCGGCUGUUGAGGAUGGCGAGAGCAAGAAAGUGAAGGUCGAGUCUGAGCCCAAGGCCAUCGCCAGCGCGGACACACCAGCCGCCUCCCAAAGUGAAAUUAAGGCCGAGAGUGCACCUGCGACUGCCGUGUAACUGACGUCGGUUUGGUGUUGUAUCACCCAGUCACUACGUCGUUCCGUGCGACUUGGAUGAACAUUCGUUGGUUGUGCCCAACUACGUCCCAGCUCGGGCGGCUGGGUGACAGUAACUUAGAAACGCGAAGUACUUUUGCUUACAGAAUCGCCGCGGUUGGGAAUGUCGGCGACGUUUGAUCCUCCUUUGCUAAAUAAACACAUUAUCAAUUAUAUCCUGCAGUGCCGUUUUUAUCUGUCAGUAUCUUCCGGUUCGAGUUGAAUCAUAUUUGGCUAGUCUGAUGCCUCUACAUGGGCGCCCUACUAAUAUAUAUAUUAUUAAAUACGGAUGACAGGGUCUGGCGUACCCUUUGGAGAUAAAGUAAUUUUACAAUUGUGUGCUACAGCAAGUUCAUUUAUCAUUAUCGUGACGUGUGCGUGUCGACCGACAAUACGGACGGCACCAGAUGUAAGUUACGAGUCAAUCUCAUCUGUCAGCCACAAAAUUAGACUGUCGCCAUCACCAACAAGGGAGGAUGAUCUCGAUGCCGUUGUGCGCAAACAUAUCUCAAACAUAUCUACGCUAAUCGGGUCCAAGUGGGCGGAUGUUGUGUUAGCUAAGGCUAUUUCCUCGCUCGCAGUCAAUGGCGACUACAACAUCAAAGAAGAAUGCAACGUCGUUUCAAACUAUGCGGGUUCGCCUGAGUGCAUCAAUACGCAAUGCCAUGCCCCAACAUACAUAAUAGUUAAGAAACGAAUGUGCUCUCAACCGGUGGAGCUAUUGAGAACAAAACAAUGACUGCUUUUCUAAUAUGAAAACUAUACAAUAGAAAUAAUUACAUGCUGCAAAUCAAUUUUCAAGUGCUCCAGUGUAUGAGAAUUGACUUGCACAUCAUCUACAUAAAGGUAAACGAAUGAUCAUACGUCAUUGACUGUGCAAUACCGAAUUGUACCGCACAUCCAUACAAUGUAGCUUUUUUUUUUGGCUUGUUUAUAUACGUCCAUCACACCAAUUGAAAAUAGAAAUACACAAGUAUACAUAUAUUAUAUAUAUAUAUAUAUAUAUAUGCAAUACCGAAUUGUACCGCACAUCCAUACAAUGUAGCUUUUUUUU